CGAUGUCGCAGCUUGCGGCUUCUUUAAUUGAAUUGUCAACAAUUACUAACAAGUGACUGUCAAAAUUGAAAAUAAUCCCCCUCCCCUUUUCCCAGAUUUUUUUAAAUACCAAAUUUUCGUAAUCCCCUUUUUGUACAGUGCAGCAAAAUGAACAUUGAAGAAACAUUUUGAUCCACAUUCGACAAAAUCCAUAACCUAAAAUUUUUAAUUCUCCAGCCGAAGUCGAACAAAAGCGUUUUUAUGGGUUCAAAUUAUGGCACAGCCCUUUCGCAUAUCAUCCUGGCAGGUACAGGCGUUUAUUGCUACCUUGCAGUCAAGGAUUCUCCUCACUUUUUUGCACAGUGUUCCUUUGGGGUUAUCGUAGCAAACUCUCUGUUAGGGGUCUGGAGAUGGGGAAAUCCCUCAUAUGGCUACGACGCGGACAGCAUAUAUCGUAUGACCUCGGUCGUACAAGACGUCGUGGCUUUACCUUUUAUAGCAUGCGAAACGUUGCUGAACUAUGGUUAUCAGAAAGAGAUGGCGUACUGUGACGCGGCGAUGUCAGCUUUACCUUUGCUUCUCUACUUCGCCGACAGGGAUUCUGACGAUUUGCUGGGCCUUGUUAUCCUCGCGAAUGCUCUCGGCUUUGGGGUGCUGUCGUUUAUGAAUCAAAAUUAUUUUGGGAUUGCAGCAAGCGUUUCAUACAUAUUCGCUCAUUUUUCGAUCAGGAAAAACUACCGAUCUUACUUCGACAUUCAUUCUCAGGACUUAUACAAUUAUGCGUUAUGCUUCUAUGCAUAUUUCGCUAUAAGGGCUGUUUUAGAUUGAAGACACUAACAAGAAGACUUACAUUUUUAGAAAAAGCGCUAUUUUGUACAUUUUUUUAACGAAUAUAAUGUGACUACGAAUUUAGCGAUGUUUUCAGUUUUAUAUUUGAACAGAUUGUAUAUAGAUUUUGCAGGUAAAGAUGAAGUUUUCCUUCAAUUUACUCAUUUUGAUGAGAGAAGUCACAUCGUGUAGAUUGAUAUUAAAAGAAUGACAAAUUCGAAAACUAGAGAGCGUGAAUUCCUUUGCGUAAAAUAUUUCAUACGUGUAAGAAACGACGCCUAUAUUCAAAGAGCCUAAUUUUUUAGUUUUUCCAGCGUUCAACUAGUUUUUUAUGAUUAUAGCUGUGUUUAUCUAUGGCAGUAGAUAUUUCGAGUUAUAUAAACCCUAUCUUGGAAAACUAUCCUCACAAAAAAUAUGUAAUAACUUACCUACAAGAAAGAAGUUUUCGAAUAUAUUGUACAUAAAUAUAUGAAAAUGAGUACAAAAUUCCUCUAAAGUGAUAUUACUGUACGCAUUUGAAGUCGCUCGUAUUUGUAGAUCAAUUAUUAUAAUCACGCAUUAUAUGUUGGUGUUGAUCACUGUUUAAAGCUUGUAUUAUAUGAGUUCUUAAGAGACAUAUGUAGUCUUUAUAUACUGAAAAUAUAUAUUUUACUACUCUUAUAUAUCUGAAUGUGCCAAAGCUUUUGUGAAGUGUCCACUCAGUACUUUUCGCGAACAUUGCACCGAAAUUAACACAGGCCUAGAAUGUUGAAUUUGUCUGAAAUAUUUUUUAUACCAGUUUCUUACAUUUUCUUACACCUUGUAGGUGAUAUUAAAACAAUGAUAUAAGAAAUCGAAUGAAAAUAGUGAAUCGCCUUAAAAGAAACAGACUGAAUAUCUUUGGUUUCACUAUCAAAACACUGUUAAUUUUAAUGUAAAUUCUGUAACUUAUCACGUGGUUUUUAUGUUCAUAAGACUCCAUUGUCUGUGGGUUUUUAGUGUUGGUCACUUAUUACGCAUUGUAUAUGAAAAAAUUAAAAACAAAAAUUUUAGCCAAUUGGAGCAUGUUAUUUCUACAUUUUUCUUAAUGGAAAGCAGUAUAGUUCAUUGCAUAUUUGGAUUGCUUAUUUUUAAAUAGAUAUAUGUGAUUUUGAUUGGGGUGGACAAUGGAGUCUUUCUUGUCAUGUUUUACAAUAAUCGUUUUCGCUUAUGUCUUGCCAUAUAUGGAUUCCAGCACGAAAACGUACUUGCAUAUUUUUGCUCACAGUUUGUACUUUUGAGCUUCCGAGCCGAAAUCAAUAGUAUCAUCUAUUUUUGAAUGGCAAGAUUUUUGUUUUCUGUAUUUUCUUCUAUAGUUUUUACCGAUUAAUAUGCUAUAUAUGAUAUAAUUACGUGACUGUUAGCUUUAUAAUGUAUGCAUAUCAUUGUUGUAUUAUGUCUAUUUUUGUAUACAAAUUUUAAAUGUACCUACGACUUACAGAGAAAUAUACUAUAUUCAUUACAAUA
Acanthoscelides obtectus is the source of this 2292-nucleotide messenger RNA. NCBI's taxonomy places the organism in Eukaryota, Metazoa, Arthropoda, Insecta, Coleoptera, Chrysomelidae. The record is from the annotation of a GenBank genome assembly.